AACUACCAAGAAAGAAUAAACCUAAACCGUGUAAUGAAAGUAGGCAACCAGCCAUAGGGCUAAAUAAUUUUGCGUCCAAAACAUAACCCAAGUAUUUAUUGUUUCUUCGUCGGUGAUUUUUCAUAUAAAAAGCAACAAUAUGAAUCCAAUGGGCGAUAGAUAUAAUAUCUACAGUCAGCUAGAACAUCUACAGUCAAAAUGUAUUGGCACUGGUCAUGCAGACACAACUAAAUUUGAAUGGAUGGUGAAUCAACACAGAGACAGCUGCUCCAGUUACUUAGGACAUCCAGAUCUUCUGAAUUAUUUUGCCAUUGCUGAGAAUGAGUCUAAAGCUAGAAUCAAGUUCAAUCUGAUGGAGAAAAUGUUGCAACCUUGUGGACCUCCACCAGACAAGCCUGAUGAUAACUAGCACAAUCUACAAUUAAUUUAAAGAAAAUAGACUCACUCACUUGUAUUUUUCAACUGAUUCAAUAUUAAUCUUUUUACACAGACUUAUUUUUACAUAAUUGAACAAUUUAGAAAUUCCAUACAAAAGCAUUUGUAAGUAUAGAACAAAUGUAUGCAUACAUUCAAUUAACAACUUUGGCGCAAACACAGACCAGAUGAACAAGUGUCCCCGGCUAAAGAAAAGCACAAUAUAAAUAACUAAAAGUAUAAACAUCUUGUAACAAAAUAUAGUUUUCCAUGUCUCAUAACUUUUCGGUUUUGUAUCAAUUGUUGUGCUAAAUAACAAAAGUAAACUCAA
Dalotia coriaria is the source of this 745-nucleotide messenger RNA. It is a transcript of the gene Sf3b5, whose product is annotated as splicing factor 3b subunit 5. Gene Ontology annotation, cellular component: precatalytic spliceosome; U2 snRNP. The coding region runs from base 140 to 409 and encodes 89 amino acids. NCBI's taxonomy places the organism in Eukaryota, Metazoa, Arthropoda, Insecta, Coleoptera, Staphylinidae. Gene Ontology annotation, biological process: mRNA splicing, via spliceosome. The transcript has 2 exons. The record is from RefSeq and is a predicted model, not a curated record.